AUGAAAUUAACAUUUCGACCAAAAUCGGGUCUAAUAAUUUUAAUACAUUAUAUAAUAUUAUCAACAUUAUUUGGUAAUGUAAAGGCUAUUUGCGAAGGUAUUGAUGCAGCAUUAAAGGAUUUUUGUGUAGCUUUGGACGCUGUAAAGUAUAAUAAAUGGGACCCAGAUUUACGCGGAGCUAAAGGGGAACUACCUGCCAGCAGGCCAGAAUUACGAUGUGUAAAUUUGAGCUGUUUUUGUCCUGCAGUUAAUGGUAAUUGA
This is a messenger RNA of Meloidogyne enterolobii, 261 nucleotides long. The record is from the annotation of a GenBank genome assembly. NCBI's taxonomy places the organism in Eukaryota, Metazoa, Nematoda, Chromadorea, Rhabditida, Meloidogynidae.